AUGAUUCACGACGAAACUCUUCUUCACAAGUUGAAAUUAAAACUUUUAGUGAUCAAGAUAAACUUCAGUGUUUUGAAAGUCGAGAUUGGUAUUGUGAAAGAAGCAAAACAAGCUGCCUCUGAUUACAAAGAAGCUGUUGAGAAAGGGCAUAGUGCUUAUUUACUUGAAGAACAACUUUCAGAUGUAUUUCAAUGUUCAAUUGGGAAUCUAAAAAGUAAUCAGACAGUAGUCAUCAAAAUCACCUAUGUCACUGAGCUUAAACAUGACUCAGAGAAUGAAAAAAUACGAUUUGUUUUACCAACUUGUAUUGCAGAAAGAUAUGGAUCUUCUUCUUCAACAGCUAAUGAUGGUAAAAAACUUGCACCUGAUGAUGUAAAAUAUUCUGGGAAAGCAAAUUAUGAACUAGAUUUAAAAGUUAAUUGUAAAAUGACCUCAACCAUCCAAUCAAUUGAGUCUCCUUCUCAUUUGAUCUCUACUGAGUUGAAUGUUGAUGGCAAUUCUAAAAUUUCUAAUGUUAUUUUGGCUGAGCAUAUUACUUAUUUAGAUAAGGAUUUUGUUCUAGUUGUCAAGAGUGAAAAUCUUGAUAAACCAAGGGCAUUCCUUGAAUAUAAUCCUAAAACAGAAUCUAAUUGUUUAAUGUUGACAUUAGUUCCAAAAUUUUCUUUAAGCCCAAUUCAAACUGAAAUAGUUUUUAUAGUUGACAGAUCAGGAUCAAUGCAAGGUGAACCGAUUAAAAAAGCAGGCCAAGCAUUAGAACUAUUUCUACGUUCACUACCAGAAGAUUGUUACUUUAAUGUGGUAUCAUUUGGUAGUAGCCAUGACUCACUAUUUCCAAAAUCUCAAGAAUACUCUCAAGAAACAUUGAAUAAAGCCAUCAACUUGGCAAAAAACUUAGAUGCUAAUUAUGGUGGGACAGAAAUUUACAACCCUAUAAAAUGGGUAUUUGAUAAUCAAUUGAAAACUAUGACCACCACUUUAUUUUUAUUGACAGAUGGUGAAGUUUGGGGAGUUGAUAAAAUCAUUGAAUUGAUUGAUCAAAAUGUUGAAGAUAAAAACAAUGAUUUAAGAAUUUUUACAUUGGGUAUUGGUGAUAGUGUUUCACAUAAUUUAGUGGAAUCAGUUGCUAGAGCUGGUAAUGGAUAUGCAGAAUUUGUUACUAAUAAAGAAAGAAUGGAUAAGAAAAUUUUGGGAAUGUUGAAAAAUGCUGUAAAACCACCUAUCAAUGAUUAUAAAAUUAAAUGGACAACAAGUUAUGACAAACAAGAUGAAGAUGAAGAUAAAUUCUUUAAUUAUUUUUUUUUUAAAAAACCUAAAAAAGAUGUUGAAAAAUUAUUGGAAUGCAUUAAAUUACAACAAGCACCUUAUAAAAUACCAGAAAUUUACCCAGGUGUUAGGUUCAUAGUUUAUUGUAUUUUAUCAAAAGAUGUUCAACCAUCUAAUGAAAUUAUCUUGACAGCUAAAUCCUCAGAUGGACCAAUGAAACUGAAUAUACCAAUAGAUCAUGUAACCUUGACUGGAUCAAAAAUCCAUACACUGGCUGCCAGGAAACUUAUACAAGAUUUGGAAGAAAACAGAUCAUUUAUUCAUAAACAUCUUAAAUCUAAAGAUAAAACUAUUCCUGAUUAUAUAUUUAAAGAUUAUAUUAUUAACUUGGGAAUAAAAUAUAAUCUAAUGUCAAAAUAUACAAGACAUGUUCCAAAUAAACAAUUAUCAAAAAUGUUUAAAAUUGGUUCAAUAUCUACCUGUUCCUCAACAAUUGGUAGUGCCUUUGGUGGUGCCUUUUCUGUUACUGAAAAGGAGGAAGAAGUAAAUGAACAUAAAAAACCAAAAAUUGAAAUACUCUUAAAAUUUUUGUCAUUACAAUCAUUUGAUGGUAAAUUUCAACCUAAAAAUGAAUUUUUUGAAUUUUUUGGAAAAAAUUCAUUGGAUGAAUUUAACUUUGAAAAUAAUUUUGAGAAUAAAGAUGAUGAGCAGCAAAAAGAGAAAUUAUGUACUAUUAUUGGAUUGAUUUAUUUAGAAGUAGUAAUGAUGAAGGAUUUUAAAGAUGAAUGUGAUAUUUGUUAUGAAAAAUCUAAAACAGCAUUAACAACUAAAUUUAAAGAUUAUAAUGAAGAGAAUGUUAAGAAUGUUAUGGAUAGUGUUAGGAAGUGGAUGAAUGAUUGGAUUAAAGAAUAA
Messenger RNA from Entrophospora sp. SA101, 2175 nucleotides. The record is from the annotation of a GenBank genome assembly. NCBI's taxonomy places the organism in Eukaryota, Fungi, Glomeromycota, Glomeromycetes, Entrophosporales, Entrophosporaceae.